AUGAAUAAUAGUAUUAUUGCUGUGGACAUUAUUCCGGAUAAUGAUGGAAAAGUAGUAAUGUACGGUGAACCAAAUAAAGAUAAAGCUCACUUAGUUUCUGGCAAACUUCGUGUAAUACUCUCAAAACCAUUAAAAGUGAAAUUUAUAUCCGUCAAAUUAAAAGGAAAAUCAGAGUAUUCAGAUUGGGAAAAUCAAUAUUCUUGCAUAAAUGUAAUUAAACUUGAACAAAUACUAUAUGAAAAGGACGUUCUACCAAGAGGUGUAACAGAUUUUGACUUUGGACUUAAAAUGCCUGGGAAUAUGCCUCAAAGUUAUGUUACUAGUUUUGGUUUGAUUAGAUACAAGCUGAUAGCUGAAGUUCAACCUUCUUCGAUGCUUGCAAAAUGUGAAAGAGUCGAACGAGGUAUUCAUAUUUAUAGACAUUAUUUACCAUGUAGAAGAGAACUCCUACCCGCACCACCUACAAAAGUUUAUAGAGGUCAAAGAAGGAAUAUAUUAAAAUAUGAACUAGAUAUUCCCAAUGUCAUAAGCGUUAACGAGAGAAGUUUAUUAAUUAGAGUUAGACUAUUACCGUUUAGCGUUCAGGGUUAUGUCAAGAAAAUUAUUUUUGAUCUAGUUCAAUCUGAAAAGUAUAGAGUUCAGCCAAGUCAACAAGAUAUAACAUAUUAUGAUAUGGAUAGUACUCAAUUUGUUGGCAAUGUUCAAUUAAGCGCUUCUACUCCAACAAAACGUAAACGAUCUAGUCAAAUAAAACCAACGGUUCUUUCUAUCUCCCGUGAUGAUGAUACUUGGAAUAACCCAUUAACCUAUAAUCUUCCCUUCGUUCAAUAUUCUCGUACCGCUACAUCUGGCACAACUCGUGCGUCUAAGAUAAAAGCGACUAUUGAUUCUCCAUUAAUUCGUGUUAGGCAUAAACUUAGACUUUCAAUGAUUUUUAGAGACGAAACUGAGAAGGAUUUAGAAUUAGGAUUUCCUAUCACUAUCACAACCAUUCCAGAAGAUGAUCAUUCUUCAAUUUUUGGUAUGCUUUGCGAUAAUGGUCUGCCUUCUUACGAUGAUUGUAUAGAAGAUUCUCCUACAAUGGGCUAUGAAGAAUCCGAGGAUUCUAGACCAAUUACUCCUUUAGGUGAAUUAAAUAAUUUGGAUAACAGCUUGAGAUAUCAUUCCAGGAAUAAUUCUAGAAGUAAUUCAAGGAAUCAUUCUAGAAGUAAUUCAAGGAAUCAUUCUAGAAGUAAUUCAAGGGAUAAUUCUAGAAGUAAUUCUAGAGAUCACUCUAGAAGUAAUACUAUGUCAAAUCUCGAUGAUGUAAACAAUGGAUAUAAUGAUGAUAAUUCAUCGAACGGAGGAAAUGGUGCUUCAAAUAGUUCAAUAUUAUCAGAUAAACGUCAACCAACCUUAAAACAUAAAAAGAGUCAACGCUCUUUGGUAGACCGUCUUUUGCACAGAAACGAAAAUAAUUCAAAAACAACUUCUCCACCACUUCCAAGCAUUCCUAUCACUUAUACUACACCGACAUCGCAUCCAAAUUAUAAUAAUUCUUCUACAGAUCAUAAUCGAGCAUUACCAAUUUCUCAUGACCCCCCUUCUUAUUCACCAAUGCGACCUCCUAAUUCUAAUAUCAAUUAUCUAUCUGCAAGGAAUGGAGGCGCAAGUAGAUAUUUAAAUAUGCCUGAUGAAGAUGAUUAUGAGACAAACACGCAUUUAGAGAUUCACAGCGCUCCUAGCAGCCCUAAACUUAGUGGAAUUCCAAUGCCAUUAGGCGACGAUGUUUCAAAUGAAUUAUCUUAUAUCAAUGAUGAAGCUUUUAGUUUAGAAAACAACAGUAAUUUGUUGUCACCACAAAAGAUGAAAAGAAAGUCGCAUAGAAGAUCCGCAAGUUUUGAUUUGGGUAUAAAAAAACCUGAACUUAUGAAUUCUAGAUUUCUUAAUAAUAAUAAACUGAGGACUAGCGGAGAUAAAAAUGAUUUAUUAGGGCUUGGCGUUAGUGGAAUAAAUAUUAAUGUUCAAAUGCCAAGUUGA
Molecule: messenger RNA, 2019 nt
Organism: Dentiscutata erythropus
Lineage: Eukaryota; Fungi; Glomeromycota; Glomeromycetes; Diversisporales; Gigasporaceae
Source: the annotation of a GenBank genome assembly